GUUUUGUCGUUUAGCCAUUGGCCAUAGUUUAGCCAGUAGCCAUUGGCAGUCACGCUCGUGCAGUGCUAUGGCACUGUCACGCUCAUGCGUUCGAUUUGAGUCCUUUUCGCCUGCUGUUCAAUCAGUUUCCUGUCACCACUAGCGUCUGAGGGUGUACGCGGGCCGCGGUUUGGCGGGAUAAGUGUUAAUUCGAUGUGCAGGUUCCUGUCGGAUUUUUCGCAGUGAAUUAUUUAGUUGACGCCCACGGCGAACAUCUCGACUGCGUCCAGCGUGUUUUGACUUCCUCACUGUCGACGUACGAGCACGGUGGUGAAGUCAACAACCAUGGAUCCAUUGUGGUCGCAGCACCUGGAGGCUCUCUGGCAUUCUGCCAGAAACAAGAAGACAGAACCCCUUGUGAAAGUCUUGCAAACUUACUUUGACAAAGCACCCAAUUGCUUUGAAUGUGCAUUUUCACUGAUGCGUGCAGCAUCAGACUUCCAUAAGAAUCGGCCCACUGCUCUGAGCUUCACAAUAAUGAGUGUAUUUCAGGAAUGGCUGCUUGAACACCCAGAGCUGUAUCCUGCCUUGCUUACAAAAGACAUAAAGCGCCGUGCUCUGAUGACAGUAUUGAAGCAAACAAACACAUCUCUGAUUGACCUUGUGUGCCGUGUCUACAAGCUGAGUGAACACCGUGUGGACUACAUGGACAUUGUGCAGGAUUUGCUGAUCAGGAAACAUUUUAAUGAGGCAAGCACUGUUGUCACUAGCCUGAAACUGCAUGACUACUUCAGCAUUGAAGAGAUAGCCAUUCCUCUUUUUCUUAUGGACAAAAUGGCACUGCUCGAGAACUACAUGGCAGGACUGCCUGAGCUUCAGAAGGAAGUAGUGGUAUACCUGGACAGUUUGUACAAUGAUGGGAAUCGGGCUGAUGGUGUGAUAAGCAACCUCAAUGUGAAGAUGAUCAGCAGGGAUAAGAUCCACCCUAAGACAUUAGCGAAAGUCAUAUCAAGGCUGCUCAAGCAGUACGGUCUGCCUGUUGAACUUUGUCCUCAUGUCCACUACAGCAGAAGUAAGAGUGCAUUGAAAUACUUGAUUUAUAAGCGAUACAAUGAGGGUGACUUCUCGGAAGCAAGUUGGCGGGAGAUGAUUUGCGAAGCUGUUGGCACUAAUCCCACUUUGCAGCAUGAUCUCCUGAAUGAAUUGUUGUGGGUGGACGACUAUGAGAAUGCUCUCAGCUUUGCUAUAAAGCUUGGUCUACCUGACCAUCAAUGGCCACGCUCCCUCCGAACCUUCAGAGUGCAGUGCGGACCACACAAGGUGCAGGAAUUGCUUAAGUCAUGGAACUUGAACUAUGACAAAGAUGACCCCUCGAAAUACUUGCCAUUGAGGAUUGAUCUCUGUGAUGUUCACAUGGUUGAUACUGCAGAUGGCCUUGACACUUGUAUUGAGGUUAUCAAGGACUUUGAUGUUGUUGGCAUUGAUGCAGAGUGGAAGCCAACAAUGGGACUGACACCUUCAAGGCUGUCCUUGGUCCAGCUGGCAGUGUGGGACGGUGUGUAUGUCUUGGAUAUGCUGAAGUUGUCUGAAAUCCUGUCAGAGGAGCAGUGGGGCCAACUGUACACGGAUGUGCUGUCAUCAAAUGAAAUACUGAAGCUAGGUUUUGGCAUUGCUGAGGAUCUCAAGUUGCUGGCUGAGACCAUCAAGUUCCCAGGAGGGAAGAUUCAUAACGUUGUGGACCUGUGCAGCUUUGCAGAAAAGUUGCGAUGUGAUUGCCCUACCUUGAUGAAACCUGUGGUGCCAAAAGAGCGAGGACACAAGGGCUUGUCAGAGCUGACUCGUACACUUCUGGGCCUUCCACUGAACAAGGAUGAACAAUGCUCCGAUUGGGAAAACAGGCCGCUGAGGCAGUCUCAGAUGAAAUAUGCUGCACUGGAUGCCUUCUGCUUGCUUCAACUUUAUGAAGAACUUUACAAGAGGGCUGAUGCUCAACAAAUAAACUUGCGGGAGCUUAUCGAAGAUGCAAAAGAUGCCAAGGGAGGAGGAGCUCAUCUGCGCCAAGACAGGCCGCGGAAGUACAAAUCUCAGGUACACAGGCGAAACGGUCGCAAGACCAACUCUGGCAAGCGAAUUAAGACUGCAGUUUGUAUGGUUCGUCCACUGCUCUUGGUUUUGGAUUGGGUUCACGUGGAGUGGGAAGCAUUACCUGAGCUGGAAACACCGCUGCCACCAUGUGCCCAGCAGGUAAAUGACGAAUGCUGGUCCUGGUUAGCCGAUACUUGUUGGUCACGCAAGUGUGGCCGCUGGCGUCCUUUUGAGGUGGGCGAGGAAAUAACCUGCGUGGACGAGUGGCCCUUCGUGCGCUCCGACCAGCCGCUGCCCGUGUCCGAGUUCCGGGUCAUCGUGGAUACUAUGGUGCAGGGUUUGGGCCGCUACCUGCGGCUCUGCGGUAUCGACACCAUCAUCCUCCGAGAUGGCGACGACCGCGACCAGGCCGUCAAGCUCGCACAGAAAGAAAACCGGGUGAUCAUCACGUGUGGUGCUCCGUAUAAAAAGAUGAAGCAGUACCUUGCACGGGAUCAGUGCUUUUGCGUGAGCAAUGUGGCUUCCGCUCGAGAACAGAUCAAGGACGUGCUCAAAUUCUAUAACGUGGCAGUCAAGGAAGAGAACAUCUUGACCAGGUGCACGGAGUGCAACGCGUCCCGCUACGCGUUUGUGCCGGCCGAGCACAUGUGGCAGCUCCAGGCGUCCCUGAGAGGUGAGGGCCUGGCGGUGGCCGGCGGUAAGGCCCUGGUGCGCUCCUACGGACCUGACUGCUCGAUCGAUUUCACUUCUGGCCGCUUUGACAACGGUGUGCUGGUCAAGUGCGACGGUCUCGUCUUUGAGUAUCUUUCCCACGUGCUGAGGUUCUACGUGUGCGUGGGCUGCGGCAAGGUCUACUGGGAUGGCUCGCACUACGACCGAUUCAAAAAGCAGUCGUGGAUGAACGAGCUGAUCUCCGGUGAACCACCGCCCGCCUCUGAGAGCUGCGCUGAUCGCGUCACAGCGACGGGCUCUCGUCACCAGAAUGACGGAACUUCCCGUUGAGGGUAGCAGCCGUUGGUGUCCCAUAUAGUCCAUGUGCAGUCGCCACUGACGGUGUCACCUUGCGCACUUUGUUGUUGGGAUUCGUGGGAAUGUCUUGUAAAGCGUAUCCGUCGGCACGAAUGUCUGAACAUGAAGGGAUGAAAGCCGGAGUCCCCGCAUCCCAUUCGGCUGAAUUAAGGGUAAUGCUUCACACAUCAUUUACUGAUAAACUGACAAAGAAGUGGUAGUCGUACUUCCCGGAAAGGUCUGGCUGUGAGCGUCUUUCUUCGUUUCUUUCUUUUUCAUCAGUUUGAAGUAAUCUGCGUUAGCAGCUUCCAUGUUUCUUAAGUUCAAGAUGUAUUCUGCAGAAAGGAAAGGACAGCAUGCAGAGACAGAAUACUCAAGGGAUAUACUUAAUGGUGAAACAGAAGCCCUGCGCAAGCCACGUUGGGUGACAAGAUUAUCGCUUCAUUGCGAAAGUUAACCACGUGGCGUAUGUUAGCUCAACCUUUGUGUUGUAUAAUAUGCAAAUGAAUAAAAUUCAUUUUCGUUUCCCUGUCUA
Rhipicephalus sanguineus (brown dog tick) is the source of this 3607-nucleotide messenger RNA. It is a transcript of the gene Nbr, whose product is annotated as exonuclease mut-7 homolog. Gene Ontology annotation, biological process: nucleobase-containing compound metabolic process. Bases 325 to 3066 code for a protein of 913 amino acids. The record is from RefSeq and is a predicted model, not a curated record. NCBI's taxonomy places the organism in Eukaryota, Metazoa, Arthropoda, Arachnida, Ixodida, Ixodidae. The transcript has 21 exons. Gene Ontology annotation, molecular function: 3'-5' exonuclease activity; nucleic acid binding.